AUGUUGAUUCUAUUUGCUGAUAUGUUUCCACUGAUGAAUGAUGCACGGCUUGGUUUGCGCAAGUUGACACCAUCCAUGGUUGCAGUACCAUUGGCCCGCAUUCCAUCCAGUUCCAUUGUUGGACGGUGGCUUCAAUUCGAGAGAUACGACGCCGACGUUGCACCAGAAUACAGAAAGAAGGAAACAUGCCAAAAACACGACUUCUUUUUUUUCCAAGAAAAAAAGACUUCUGUUCAAAUCUGA
Molecule: messenger RNA, 243 nt
Organism: Ilex paraguariensis (yerba mate)
Lineage: Eukaryota; Viridiplantae; Streptophyta; Magnoliopsida; Aquifoliales; Aquifoliaceae
Source: the annotation of a GenBank genome assembly